GGGUAAUCGCGCGAAACGAAAGAAAGUUGUGAGAUGGGGAAUUACGGCUGAGAGUACUAUCAAAAUAUACCAAUCGCAGACGGUAAAAACACGCACUGCACUGAUUUCACAGGUACCAUCAUAAAAGUCUCACUUGGUAGGAGUAUAGAUUGACUGAUUCCUGGCUCCUUAUUCCGUAGCCUGAAAAAAUGAAUUCGUAUGCUUUAAAUUACGAUGUAAGUAUUUAGUUUAUUUAGACUUAUCACUCUAACUCUAACUAACUAGUGUCUAGUCUAGUCCAACUCUAAAACGUAGAGUUUAGAGUAAAAAGAAUACAAUUAACAUAUUUAUUAAAUUAUAUCAAUCAAUCAUCAUUUUAAUUUUUUGUGUGAAUCCAGUGAUUGUGAUUGAUGAUUUCAGAUAAAACUACUCUUAGCCUACUUACUUAUAUUAUAUUUAACCUACGGACUUUUCUCAACUAUUUUUAAAACUUAAUGAACUUAAUUUAAUGUCUCACAGUUAAUAACACAACGUCUCUUAGUUAAUGUUAUAGUUGUAGUAGUGGUAGCCUAACUUAGUCUAAGUAAAGCCCGGACAAGCCAUUGACUUGCUCCCCCCCCCCCCCCCAAAAAAAAAAAAAAAAAUGCUCCCCCCCCCCCCCGAAAAAGAAAAAGAACAAAUAAAUUAAAUAGGUCGAUAAAAUUACUUGUAAUUUUAUUAAUAAUGAAUAUUACUUAAGAUUCAGAUAAACAGGAUCUGGCAUAGUAAUAGUAAUAUUAAAUUAUAGCUAUCCAGAUCCAUGAUGAAUUACUAGUAGUAGUACUGUAGUACACUACAGUUACAGUACCAGACUGUAGACUAUUAACAUUAAGAAAAUGAUACAAUGCCCAUGUCAUAUAUUAUUAUUAAUUUAAAAGUCAUAUCAUAGCAUAGCUUAUUAACUGCAUUUCAUUGAAAACAUAGCUAGACUCCAGUCUUUAUGAAAAUGAAAGUUUAUGUCAUCAUAAGUUUUUUCUAAUGUCAUCUAUUAAAUUCUAUUCAUAUGUAAUAUGUAUAUAUUUGUUAUUAACCUAUGGCCAUGGCUUACUUAAUGUCUAUGUCUUCACUGCAGUAAAUUUGCAAUUCUAAUAAAUUAUAUACUUAUGUCCUUAUGUUACUGUUAACCUAUAAGUAUGGACAAAAACCUAUAAACUAAUGGGUUGGGGGGGGGGGGGUGAAAAUCCUGCAUUAUAAUCAAUUGCCGCCCCUACAUUGUAAUUUACAAUAAAUGUAGUUCAAGAAAAAGGCGUAGCUAGAGUUGGUGUCACACCCCCCCACCCCUUUUUUUUUCCCCUGACUUCCACGAUGUAAUUUAUUGUAAUUCUUCUUGUUAAACUUAGUCCACAGUAUAGCAUUGACAAGAACAAAAACAAAUUAAUUGAAAGUCAGGAGGUAAAUGUAUAUAAGAACUCUGACAUGUACUUAGAAUCGCCCAUUGUUAUCAAAGGAUAGCUUUAUUGCUCAGAAUUUAGGUAAAUAUCGCUUCCUGUCACUUACAAAAGUUACCUAAAACUUUAUUCAGCGUAGAAUCAUGGUCAAAACGUGUAUUUCUGACCUAAUAAUAAGGUAAUCUAAUUGCUGACGCAUCAACCUUGAAAUUUUAAUAAUACACACAUUUGGAAUGGUUACAUGGGUGGAAAAUGUACGUGUCAUCGGAUAUCCUUUUAUGAAUUUUGGUUAGACAGAUCAGUGUUUGCUCUGUAAAUAUGCAAUUUUUCAAUUUGGUGUCACACCCUGAGCUGGGGAGAUACCUUUACCCCUGGUUAAGAACCACUGUUCUAGUGAAAUGUUUCUGACAUAUGUACAGUAAUUUGAUAUCCAUGGGAGGUGAAUUUCUUACAGGUUUGUAAAGGACAGUAGUGGACACAAGGAAUUUUUUAGGGGGGGGGGGGGGGGGCAGGGUUUUGUGAGGUUUAUUGGGGGGGGGGGGUGUCAAAAAUCGGCAAAAUUUGCAUGACGUCAUUUAUGGAUGGCCCCUAACUGAUAAAUCAAAUAGAAUAAAUGUAGUGAAUAUUGACCACAAGUCCUACUUCUGAAAGCAUAAUUUAUUCCAUAGAGGUAGAGGGAUCAAUGGAAAAAUUGGUGGUUGUAACUGUGUUUUUUUUUGUUGUUUUUUUACAUCUUUCCCCCUUCUUCCCUCCCACGGCCACAUUUAACCAUUUUGAGUACUCCUUUUAUGUUCAUGUCUCUAAAUGUGUUGCUGGCAUCAUUGACCAAAAAAUGGCAGACACGACACAUAAAUAAGAGUUGUACUCAAAAGGCAUAACAUCUCUGUCCCAAUGAUUACAUUUCUUGUGCUUAAUUUACCUUAGAUUUAGCAUAAUUUAAAGCUCUGCUACAUUAGAUAAUGUUAAAAUUAAAAAUAAACCAGGCUUACUUAGUUACUUUGAUGCUAACACUCACAUUAUGUUUAAGUUCAAAAUUGACAUAAUCAUCCAUAUGUUGCCAGAAUUUAUUAUUUUGAGAUAUCCCAAACAAAAACUCUGAAAUUUGGGGGUUCAACUUUAAAUAAGUUACUGGUUUUUGGAAAUUUAUAACAUUACAUACAUGCCAAUCUGGGGGAUCGAAAAAUGACAAAAAUUCACACAAAAACUGUACAACAGCAUGAAAAACUGUACAGAAAAAAAAAAUUAAAGUAAAAUAAAAUUUAAAGUCUGUUUUAUAAUUUUUAAAAUUUAAUUAUCAAUUUGUUGAACUUGAUGGUGAUCCAAUUGAUGAGACAUGGGUCAGCCACUCACUUAAGAAAUUUCCCUUGUGCGUGUCGAAUGCAACUUUCUUUCAAAAAAAUUAGUUUCACCUAUUUAAUUGGAAGUUUCCAGCUGGAGUAAAAUAUUAAAUUAAAAAAGAAUAUAAUUUAAAAUUCUCAUUGAUUUCAUCUCUAAAUAACCUUCAGCCUACUAUUACAGUGAAAAAAUCAUGGCUGGUAUAGAUUUAGAAAGUGUUGACAAGCUUUAGCUUUAAAAAGUGUUAACAAGCUUUGGCAUUUACUUUAGAAAGUGUUGAGACAUUAAAUUAGUCAUGCCAUAAUAAUAUAUAGGCAAAAUAGCUAAAUCAAUUUAUUGUUAGUGAUAUUAACAUUAUUUAUUUUGUAGAAAUUAAUAAAAAAAACAUCUACUGACACUGUAGGUCUUGCCAAGUAAUUUACAAAUGAAUUUCCCAUUAUUGAUUGCUACACUAAGUUGUUGCUACAGUACAACGCUGCCUAUUGAAGAAUUUUAUCAAUGAUGCAACAUAUCACGUACAUAUUUUUCCAUUGAAACUGCGCUCCCAUUACAUACUUAAUUGGUUGACCAAUCUUAAGUUUUGAGCCAAAUUUCAUUUUACAGUACUAAUAGGAUUUAAGCUUCCUUUUUUAUCGUUAUUGACUGAUAAUUGUUGUGUGCAAAUAUACAUUUUUUUUUUUUCAUGUUCACACAUUUUUAAAAGUUUUUUGUUUCAUUGGGUUUUUUAAAAAAUAUUUUUUUUACUAAAUCCAGUUAAACAGUCCUGUAUGGCUGUAAAACCGGGAAUAUGUUAAAAAAAACAUACUAAGCACUGAUAAACCCUACAGGUUGGAAUGUAUGACAUUAUCAGCAACAUGAUAUUUGUGGUCAGAAAAUAAAAUAAUAAAUUUACCACAUUGUUGAUGCAAAAAUUUAUAGGAUGAAGUUGAGCCUGUCACACGUCUCAAGACUGCCAUAGAUAUUGCAGAACUAGGAAGCUCAAAUUCUCAAGGAGUAGAAUUUGAAGUAGAGAAUGAAAAUGAGGGUAUGUUGAAAAGUGCCUAAAUGUAGUAUACGAAUUAAUGCAUCUUACAAUAACCUUUUACUUAUACAUCUUUUCCCUUGAGCUUGGCUUCUGUUUCAUCUGUUUUUAUUAUUGAUUAAAUCUGCCUAGUAUUUCAUUUGCAAAUAUGUACUUUUUCUUCCUUAUAACAGAUUUUUUCAAAAAGUUUAACAAGAAUUUGCAAUUUCUGAAAGAUUUUUUUUUUUUUUUUUUUGCUUUUGCUGAUUUUGUUUACUUUUUUUUUAAUAAAAGGAAAUUUUCAUAUAAUUUAUUUAUAUUAUGAUUUAAAAACUUAUAACAGAUUUUUUCAAAAAGUUUAACAAGAAUUUGCAAUUUCUGAAAGAUUUUUUUUUUUUUUUUUUUGCUUGUGCUGAUUUUGUUUACUUUUUUUUUAAAAAAAGGAAAUUUUCAUAUAAUUAAUUUAUAUGAUGAUUUAAAAAUAUUAAUUAUAUUUAGGCCAAGAGGAAGAGACAGACAUACAUACUUUUAACAAAACUGAAGUGGUUUCAAACAUCUGUCUUAUAUCCGAUGAUGAGGAGGAAGAUGAUGACGGAGAGUAUCUUACAGAAGUAGAGAAACUUUGGAAAAGGUUUUCCCGUACUAUAGACAGUGAUAUUACCCCAGCCCAAGAUGGAGGUGUACUUAAGCAGAUGAAGAAUCCUGGCACUGGCGAUAUCAUACCAUAUGAAGCCCUUGUUACAGGUUAGUGUAAACUUAGCUGAAAGAACUUUAAAAAUUAUGUAAAAAAUAUCUGUAUAUUGUUAGAUCAAUUCUAGUGCUCUGAUCUUGAAUAAUUGUUUUCAUGUCUAUUUUUAUAUUUAAAUAACUUUUUUUUUUUUGGCUGAUCCAGAACACAUUUUUUUUUUGUUACUCUCUUCAUAGUCAACAUUUUGCUCAUGCCUAUAAUGCAAACAUUGUUUUUUUUACUCUCUUCAUAGUCAACAUUUUGAUCAUGCCUAUAAUGCAAACAUUGUUUUUUUUACUCUCUUCAUAGUCAACAUUUUCCUCAUGCCUAUAAUGCAAACAUUGUUUUUUUUUACUCUCUUCAUAGUCAACAUUUUGCUCAUGCCUAUAAUGCAAACAUUGUUUUUUAGUUAUUUUUCAAAUUAGACCUUAUAACACAAGCUUCUUUAAUGUUGCAGCCAAGAAUCUGUAAUAGAGUUUGAGAAAUACAUUUUUUGUUUACUUCUGUUCAGUACAUUAUAAUGCCUAUACUGAAGUGGGUCAACCGCCAUACGAUAGUACCCGUCUACGAAGGGAACCAACAAAGAUUAGGCUCACAGAUGGUAGGUCAAACUUUGGAUUGAAUAAGCUUGUGUUUGAAAAAGUGGAAAAUAUUUUCAGGCUCAUUAAAUUCAAUAAUUUUGUAUAGUUUGCGUUCAACAUAUUGUUUAAGGCAGUUGGUCUUAAAAGGUUAAUUUUAGAAUUUAUAAAUAACUUCAUGAACCUAGAAUUGUGAAGAUAUUUACAGGCACUCCCUGUAGUUUUGGACAUCCGACUUAACUGAAGUAGAGAACCAGCACUCUAUGUUAAAAAAAUAUAUUUAAAAACAGAAUACAGACGCUCACCUCAUUACGAAUGAGUUAUGUUCUGAAUGACUGUUUGUACCAUAAAUUUGUUCAUAAAAUGUUUCUGGGUUCGCUGUUGAGGACAAGUAUCUUCUAACAAUGUUUGUGACCUAAGACCUAUAAAUACAAGACAUAAAAGGUAAAAAAUACUGAAAUAAAUAAAUAAUAGAUUUUAAAUAAAGAAUUACUUUACUGUACAGUAUGUACUUUGGAUUGUUGUCUAUGAGGAUGAAGUCAGGAGAAGGCUAGUAGAUCUUUGCGUGUGUGUAUGAGGUAAGGAGGAGGCUAGUAAAUCUUUACAUGUGUGUAUGGGGUGAGGAGGAGGCAAGUAGAUCUUUACAUGUGUGUCAAUGACUGACUCUCCCUCUGAAGACUUUUCUACAAGUAGAGAAGACAUUUGUGGGAUUACACUAAGCAUCAUGAAGACUCAUCUAAAAGUAAAGAAGAUACUUGUCGGAUCACUGUGAGCAUCAUGAAGACUCUUGCUACGUUCCCUUUGUUUAUUUCCAAUAAUUAAGAUUCCCAACAAAUUUCCCUUUGAGGACAGGUUUGUUUGUAUCUGCAAAAGUUAGUAAAAUGAACGUUCCUAAAGUGGGGAGUGUGUGUAUAUAAAGUAGCAGUUAGGUGUAGUUCUCUGUAACUCACAUAAAAACAUUUUAAAAAGUAACUUAACUGUUUUUAAUAUGUCAUGGAUUAAAGGGAAAUUUCAUUUCUUUGCAUUGCUUGUUAUGAAUGAAAACAUAAAAUUUAAACUUAAUGACUUUUACCUAUACAAACUUUUAGCCUUUAUUUAAAAAAUUCUGCAUUUUGCUCGAUAGAAUUAGUAUUAAUAAACAAUUCUGAAUGUAUUUCCUAUUCUUUAAUUAAAAGAAAUUUGAUCCAGUAUAGUGGUACAGGUAGGUAAAUUUACCAAAUUAAACUUAUCUAACAUUUGAAUUGAAUUUUAGACCAAAAUUACUUAAAUAAACUAAUUCAAAUAAUCACUUUGAAUUCUAUCAAUUGCAGGAAAAAUUGUUAAAGGCUUUGAAUUGGCUCUUUUGUCCAUGAGAAAAAAUGAGCUUUCCAGAUUUCUUAUUCGCCAAGAUUAUGCUUAUGGUCAAAUGGGAUGUCCGCCACGCAUUCCUCAAAAUGCAAACAGUAAGUAUCAAAAUUUGUUUCUACUAAAGUACGAAUCGGCAUCAUUAAGUCAGAGGACCAAUAUGCUGAUAGACAAGAAAUCCUAUUUCUUCCCCCACUUCUGGGUUUAAUGUGGAAAAUGUAGAGGGGGAAAAAAACUCAUUAAGGACAAAAACCAUAUGUCCAAAAUGAGAGCUUUCCAAUGGAAGCUAUUUCUUUUUUAGUAGGCUGGUCAUGCUUUUUUAAGUUCUCAGAAGGUUUCCCAACUUAACUGAACGGAAAUUUUGUGAUACACUACCUGGUGUCUUUACAUUUUCUUUUUCACAAACCUCACAUUCUCAUCUGCAUAUGUUAAUUUGCAAACAGUCAAUAGAUGCCUCCUUGCAUAAAUGAUGAGAAAACUUUUACAUGAUAAUGAAGCAUUACAAACAAAUUAAUCACAACACCAAGAUGAGAAAACACACAUUUGAGAGAUUAGCCAUAGGCUAACAAAUUUGUUCAACCAUCGUCGUACCCUGUGAUUACAGGAAGGAUAGGAUAGCUGCAAGUAUUGUACAGGGAAGCAGAACCAUCAGAUUCAGUUUGAGACCAGCAAGCAAUCGUGAUUUAUAUCAUAUAUUCUUUGUAAUAUUAUGAUGUUUAGGCUCUUGCUUCAAAUUUCUUCUACUUCUGUUCUCCAGUCAUAAUGGACAUAGAGGUUAUUCAUUUUGUUGCACAAGAUGGUGUGGAGGACUACUAUGAAAUGACCCCUGUAAGUAUAUUAUAUCAUUACAGCACCACAGUAGGGUUAUGGGACAUAGGAAACUUCAAGCAGUGUAAUCAAUAUAAAUUAUUGUUUUUUUUAAAAUAAUAUUUUAAUAUAUAAAUAAUUCGUCAGCUUCAUUUUCUAUUGACAGGAAGAAAGAAGGUCAAAGCUCGUGUAUAAUGACAUUGAAAAAGUAGUUAAAGCAGAAAAUGCUGUGAGUACUUCUUCUUCUUCUAUAUAUUAAGGGCCCACGAUCAAUUUAUUGAUCAUUUUGGCUCCUAUGUAAGUAUAGGGGAUUUGCAAUGUUUCUGUGCCUGGUGUUGAUGAGGAUAUUUCAAGGUUGCAAGCAAAUGUUCCCUCCAAGGUUUGCUUGUUCGUGUGCAGGAUCAUAGAGUUUUGUGCCAACUCUUAUGGCAUCAAUUUUUUGUGUGCAAAAUUUUACAGCCCACACACAAACACACACACAAACACACACACAAACACACACACAAACACACACACACACGGAAAUUACAUGAAUGAACUUAAGUGCAAAAACUGUCAUAAAAUAAAUAAAGGAACAAUAAUUAAAUAAUUAUAAUCAGAAAUGUUACAAUAGUUCAAGCAAAGCUGCCACAAUAGUUCAAUCGAAGCUAUAUAUAUUUAUAUUAUUUAUCCCGUUGUUGGGUCAGCAACUAAAUUCCAACACAUCCACUACCAAUAGCCGCUAGUCAUUUGAUUCUCUCUUUUUUGGAAGUACUCUGGCGUCUGUCUUUCAAUGAUAUCCAUCUUUAAUACACAUCGUCAAGGCUGAUCUGAUGUCCACCUUUUUUAUACGAUUUAAUCCUCAUAAGCAAGUCUAAAUGUAACUCUUUCAACCUAUUUCUAGAUUUUACUUUUAUAUUAUUCAAUAGGCUGAAUCAACUUUCAUAAUCGGCGCUUGGUGCAAGAAAUGUAGCACAAAUAUCCAACAGAAUGGCAAUAUCGCCAAAUUGCUCCUCAUUUAUUACAAAUCGAACCAUCUCGUCGAAAGUCUGCAUCAAUCCACAUUUCAUUUUUUCUGCAAGCACAAACCUUAAGUUACGAUAUUGAUCCUUAACUUUCUGCAGAAUUUCAUCAUGGUUUUCACAGAAUGACACAUAUCUAGAAACCAGUGCUGCUGUUAAUCUGAAUUGUCGAUUAACGCUGAUAUCUCAAGGAUUCAACUUACUUUCAGGGAAACGAGAGUCCAGGUGUAAACAUAAACGUUUAACGAAUUUUAGAAUAGAACUCAUGUUUAAUUCGUCUUCAUUUGCAAGCAAUUAAGCAACCUCUUCGGACCAGUGCACAUUUUCACCAAGGUACUGGGCACGUAGCUUAGCGAUCCUUGUUUUUACAAACUGGUAUGCCUCAAUGGUCGUAAGAUUUUUUCUUUGUAGCAGCUUGCAUAAUUCAGCAAGUUCACCAACAACUUCAUUAUAGAUAAUCAGUGAAGUUUGAAACUGCGGAUCCCUUAGUUUCUUCAAACAGUACUUAUGAACCGGAUCAUUAUACAGGCCCACCUUCUUCUCACAGUAUUCAGUCAACACUUGUUUCGCAGCAAUGCUCGUAAAGCAAAAUGCUGUGAAAGCUAUCUGAUUUCAUUCAAUGGUCUCAGGGCUGCGGAAUCACAUUCCAACACCUUAGGUAGUUCUGUAAACUGGGCUUUUCAUACUGUUGACCUACUGAUCAAUGUGUACACUGUCCUAAGGAAUGUUUCUGUCAUUAAACUUGUAUGUUUGCAAGCAUCAUAGAUGCCUAAAUCUUCAUCAGUGAAACUUUCUGUUAGUAUUCGCAGUACACCUCCUUACUGUAUAGAACGAAGUCUCUGUGUAUUUUUUGCUUGUUAUGUCAUUUAAGAUAAUCCAGCUUUCAAGUCUCCCAAGUUUUCUAAUUGGAGAAAUCCCCACCUGCAUUAGUUUUGAAGCACAUUUCACAGGAAAAAUAAUCACCUAUUUCGCAAUAUUUAAAAAUAUCACCAAACUUUAAAGUCCGCUCUGACGACGAAUCUUGUAGUGCUGCAUGGACUAAUUCAUUAAACCAUUAGGUUUUAACAUUUGAUAUACACUUUUUCUUAGCAAGCUAUGACUAUGACAGUUCGCUUAACUAACAUUGAGACAUAACGGUUGAAACAUUAUUAAAAAUAAUUAGCUACUAAAUUUAUAAUUAACGAGGCUAGCUUGAUCUGGUAUGUAUCGGUAAUUAUGUAAAUCAAUAGUUCUAAGUAAAAAGUAGAAAACAAAAAUAUAGAUAUGAAUCAAAUUAAAAACAUGUUUGUAUAUUUUAUAAAAAAAACUGUAUAAUUCCGGCUGCAGAGUGCUUGAAUUUAUUUAUAAAAAAUUUGCUGCGUGGAUACUCAAAACUGCUGCGUGGAUACUCAACACUGCUGCACGGCAUCUUUGAGAUAGCUGCGCAGCCAUGCAGCUUAAAGGGACCAUUGGUUGCAAGGUUUACUUUGUGAGGGUAUCAUACACUGGGAUUGAAAGGCCUGAGGCAAUAGACGCAAAUGUGUCAAGUGUUGUCGCCUCAACUGUUCCUUUUGAAAGCUUGUUCCAGUCCUGAUUGACUUUAACAGGAAUGUACAGUUCCUAUAGUGGCUUCUCGCUGGUAUGAGCCAGAAUUGCCUGUCACUUUCUAUGGGGGAGAGGGAUGAGUUUCUGUUUAAUGCUGGAGCAGUGGACCAGCCCAUUAUUUAUUUUCUACAUUAUCUUUAUAUUCUUGUACUUUAUCUGUUUGUUCUUAGUGUCAAUGAAUCAUAUCUGAUUCUUAUUCUGAGGUAUCUGUACUGGAUUUAAAAGCUGUCGAAACUUUAGAAUCACUGAAUCUAAAACUCAUUACAUUAUUUAAAGCUCAAUAUUAAAAAAAAUAGGACCACAGUCAUACAUUUUCUCAAGUUUAUUUCUUUUUGUAAUAGGAAGCAAAGCAAUAUUUUGACGGCAAAAACUACCACAAGGCAUUUGGAAAAUACAGACAUGUAAGUUAAAUAUUGCAAACUCAAAAUUUUAAAACUUUCAUUGUCCUGUAUUUGUCUGGUGUUUUUUUUUUAUUGAUGUUGGGGUAUCAAGUGUUGCUUUAGUGAAUAUACAAAAUAAUUUAUGUUAUGGAUAUAAAAAUAUGUUGAUGGCAGAUAUUUCAAUAUUACUCACAUAUUAAUUGUUAAUACCACAUGGGAUCUUUUGUUUAUGUUUGUAUAUGAAAAAGAUGAAAAUCCCAAGGACACACACACACCCUUUUUAAAAAUAUUUUUAAAAAAAUUAUUUUAAAAAAAUUUUUUUUAUAUACAAGCCUUAAAAAUGAACAAAAGAAACUUCUAAAUAAUUAUAAUUUUGUUCAGCUAUUUUUAGCAGGUUUAAUAUUUGAUCAGAACUUAGAAAAUUUUAUAAUUUUGUUGUUUUCCUCAGGCAAUAAAUAUUUUGGAGAGUUACCACUUGAAGAAUGAAUCAGAAGAAGUCCAAUGGAAAAAACAGUUACAAAAAGUUAACCUGAAUGCUGCCAUGUGCUGUUACAAUUUGAAACAUUUUCGUCGUGCAAUCACUUACUGCAAUUUGGUUCUUAAAAAUGAUCAAGAUUGCAUUAAAGCACACUACUUCAAAGGCAAGGUAAGAAGUACUCUGUAGGAAACAUUCAUCAUCAGUGAUAAGACCAUUUUUUUUUUUUUAAAUUUGUUUAUGCUACAAAUUAAAAUUAAUGUCAAUUAUAAUCAAAAGUAAAGUAAAUUAUUAGUUAACCAAACUCAGGUGAGUUUCUUUGCUCCCAAAGAUAUAAUUUAUAUUCCACUGGUUCAUGAUAAAGUGCUUUUUAAAUCCUUUAUAUUAACUUGGCUUUUGUUCGUGUUUCUUUCUGGCUGGGUGUGUGGCAAAAUCUUCAGAUCGCUAAUUAAUCCACUUCCCGUCAACCUAUUGAGCUGAAAAUUUGGCACAAAGACUCAUUGCUGUUGACAACGCAUUCUAUCAAAAUUUCAAAGCCAGCCCCCAAAAAAUCAGUUUUUCCUGUUUUUCAAGGUGAAGAUCAAGGAAAUAUGAUGACACUUAUUUCACAAAAUAAAAUUCCUGAUAUCUGCGCUAAGGGAGAUUCUUUAACAAAAAUUGCAUGUGCGUUUGGUGCGUAACAUUUUCUUUUGUUUUUCUGAAAUACUUGGUGAAAUAAAUCUGCGGUGUAAAAGCGGGUGGGUCAAAAGAAUGUUAGUGUUCUUUUUUUAAAAUGCAUAUGAAGGAUUUAUUCGAAAAACUUUGUUUUUAAGGGUUUGUUUAAUUUUAUGAAGUAUUAGGAGGAAAAGUACUGUUCUAUUUUUAUUUGAAUAAUAAAUGAAAGAGAAUACAAUUAGAAGCAAGCUGAUACACAUUUUAUGUCUUACUGUAUGAGUCUGAGUGACAUAAAUAGCAUCCAAAUCACCAUUGACUUGAGUAAAAUGUUAUCUGAGAUAAAUAUCAUGGAGAUGGCAAGUCACCAAAACAAAAUUAGAUGUGUGCUUCAGCCACCUGUUUUAGUCACAUAAGUUUUACAUUCACGUGUUAAUUUCAUGAACAGCUUAUAACAACUGCCAGCUUCCUAGGCCUGUUGUAGGUUGAAAUUACAUUUGGGGACUAUUUCAAUUUGAGGUGUGAGUCAUCUUUUUGCUGAACAUUAAUAUCAGUGGUCAGCGGCGUCGACAACUUUAUGAGUUUAUAUUUCUGGACAGGAAAGUAGACAGAGAGAUUGAGUGCAAAGGAAUCGGCUAUCAAAUAGCCCUGCCCAAGAAUGAAGAUUGAGACCAGCUAGCGCCAGUUAGAUUAACACUGUCUUUAUUCAACACUUAAUUACAAUGGCAAACCCGGGCUCUAACUAAAACUCAAAAGAAAAAUUCCUAAGUUGCAAACUGGUAAAAGGAGAAAGGACCUCAUUUGGAACCAGGAAAUAUUAUUAUUAUAAGUGGUUUUAUAUAGCAUGGUACCCCAACCUAGGUAAAUGGCCCAUCUGCAAAUUAUUGUUUGAUGAUCUGGUUAGAAUGCUUGUUGAUCAACCUGGAAUUGCAGGCCUUCCAGUUUCAGACCUGAAGAAUGUCACAGUGUCUGUAGAUUGUCUCUGUUAAGGACACCCUCAAAGUCCACAACAUGAAUCUUCAGCAGGCAUCACACUUUGCAUUACAUCGCCAACUACCUAGAUGCAGCACCUUCCCAUUUGAAGCAGACUGGGGAAAUUUUUUUAACUGUGAAUUUCAGUAAGCUCUUCUCACAAACAAUCUUGGUGUUUUGGUUUCUAAGUUUGUUUUUCUUUAGUUAGACCUGACAAAUUUGGUUGAAAAAUUAGUCUGGUUAGCUUCAUGAAAUCUUUCUUUGUAGGCACUACAUGGUCUUGGCAGCUUUGAAGAUGCAAUAACAAGCCUGAAGGCUGCAAGGAAUAUUGAUCCCAGUAAUGCAGCUGUGUCGAGUGCAUUAAAGAGUGUAGCUAAGUAAUAUAUGCUGAUGAAUUUAAAUAAUGUAAUGCAAGAUAUACCGUUACUCUUGGUUUACACUUUAAAAAGAAGUAUGGAAACUUAAUAUUGUUCAAGUCAUUAUUCUGUACACUAGCUAAUAUUAGUAAUAUGAAGCAGAGGUAACAUUCGGAAAUAAUUUUUUGAUAAGACAAAACAAUUUUUGUUUGAAGGUCAAUUAAAGAAUACCAGCAUUUUGAAAAAAGCAUGUACCAACGAAUGUUUUCUGAAGCAAAUACAGGUCAGUAAAAGUGUAAGCAAUUUCUUUCAUUGAAUUUACCAUUUUAAAAUUCAACUGUAAUAAUGAUUCAUAUGCUAAUUCAAAUCUCUGGUUGUUUUAUAUUUUAUGUCAAUGCAUUUGCCAGGGUAAGGUGAUUAUCAGGCAUUUUUUUUCUAAAAACAUCUUUAUGCAACAAUCGCAUAUCUAAUUCAAAGGGAGCUUCCUGUUAUGAACAUGUAAAAUGUUAUCUCUUUUCCAGAUUCAAAAACCAGUGAAGAACCUAAAAAAGAGCUAGAAGUGCUUGGGGAGAAUGUAUACGGCCCUUGCUCUGAUGCAUUCAAGAAUCUUGUACAAGAACAGUUGAAGUAAGUUUAAUCAUUGUAAUGCACUCUUGAUUCUCUGGUGAUUGAGAUCUGGCUCAGAUUCAGAGAAGAAAUGUUUUAAAAUUAUGUUUUGAGAAAAACACAUCUCAAUGGUUAAUCUGAUGUUAAAAAAUACUGAAGAAUUUGUAAGUUUGCAAAAUGGAUAACCUUGAAAAAUUAAUCAGUAAAAAUAUUUUUCACCAUUUCAUAAUGCUUACUUUAAACAUUUCUAAUCAGAAAAUUUCAAGACAGCAACAUGACGGAGAUGCCCUUUCCCAGCAUACACAUGACAGAGUCUGAAAUUAAAUGCAUCCUUACAACAGCUGUCACUCUUGGCAUGGAUGUUAAACAAAGAGGGACCGUAAGUUAUUCAUAGGCAUAAUGUGGAGUCCUUAUUGCUUGACAUUAAUGCUUCCAAGGGUGAAUUAAGUAACAGAAAAUAUUGGAUAUCAUGAAACUAUUGGAAACAAGUUAAGUGCUGUAGCACUAAAUGAAAACUAGUUAAGUGAUUUAGCUUAAAAUGGACAUAUUAAGUGCUGUGGCACACAAAAAUGCCAACUUCCAACAAUAAGUACAUACUUCAUAAUUUUUUUUAAAUGAUUUUAUUUUCAGUAUAUUCUGUUAAUUAAAAUAUUGUGAUAACAUUCUUUGAACAGUUAAUAAGUUUGGCAAUGAAAUGUUUUAACAUUAUUUUUGUUUUUAUCAAUUUUUCAGGGUAGCUCUGUGCACUAUGAAGUUUACAAAAAGUCUGUCAAGCUUGAGUAAUGUAAAUGUUACAAACGCUGCAAAAAUAUUGUUUUGUUUUACGGUUGUGUACAUGAGUUACUGGAAAUAAGACUUUUCAAGUCAAAUUUAAUUUGCAUUUUAGUUAAAAUUUGAAAAAGAUGAAUAACUGAAUUGAUAUCAUUGUGCACGAGAGUGUUAGUACCGGUACCUACGAUAAAUUUAAGAGUAUUUGAACAAUGAUCAACUUUAAGUUUUGAUUCAGGCUCUGUGUACUUUUACUCAUAAUACAUAUAUUUUUUUAAUGUUUAUGAGCAUAAAAUUACGGAUCUUUGAUCUGAAGUAUACACUCUUUUCAUGUUAUUUUAGCUUUACUUCCAUUUUUAUGUUAUGGCUGCUGCACGAAAAACCAGCUUUCAUUUUUUUUAAAGUUGAUGUUUUAUAUAUGCUUAAAAUAAAGUGUUAAUUCAAAA
Messenger RNA from Lymnaea stagnalis (great pond snail), 14436 nucleotides. The record is from the annotation of a GenBank genome assembly. Lineage: Eukaryota; Metazoa; Mollusca; Gastropoda; Lymnaeidae.